Molecule: messenger RNA, 1986 nt
Organism: Sporothrix schenckii 1099-18
Lineage: Eukaryota; Fungi; Ascomycota; Sordariomycetes; Ophiostomatales; Ophiostomataceae
Exons: 1
Coding region: 1-1986 (661 amino acids)
Source: RefSeq, a predicted model, not a curated record
AUGUCCUACAUGAUCUGGUUCCUGUCCUUGCACACGACGCAAGCCAUGGCCCAGUCCACAGAUCAAUCGACUACCAUGUCUCCAUUCAACCUCUAUCCCGCAGUCGACUCGCAGCGCCUCGCAAAGGCACUGGGUGUGAGCAGCGGCUGCCUGGCCGCGCUCAACACGACGGUCGCCUGUGAUCCGACCCUGCUCGGCAUGGCCGGUACCGUGGACAACUACUUGUGGAGUGCCGACGACGCCACGACGCUCUGCACCAGUACGUGUUUGGCGUCUGCACAAGCGUGGUACAACGCGGUCAAUGACGGGUGCUUUGACGACACGGGCUUGAUCGUGCGUGGUAAAGUGGUUCCGUUGUAUACGGUUCCUGGUCGGGCCCUCGAUGGGCUCUCCCUGGUGUGCUUAACGCCGGCCACGAAUGUGUCGGCCGAUCCGGGCGUGGGGGGCACCAUUGUACCGGUCGACAACACUACCGACACUAGUAACGGUGCCGUCAGACGUGGCGAUGGUGACGACACCCGUUUGGCGCAUAAUCGCUCUUCCCGCCCGUGGAAAUACACGCGCGAGCCCACGACGACCUCCGACCGAUUUUGCCUUGUCGAUUCGUACGCAUGGGUCGGUUCGGACAUUAUCCGACCAGACUGCUCGCAACCAAACAAUCAAAACAACAGCCAGUGCCUCGACCCGACGGACGUGCUGGCCGAGAAUCAGCGACUGGCCAACUUGUACCCCGACAGCGUCCUUUGUGACGUGUGCUUUGUCAACCUGUUUUACUUGCGCCUGGCCUCGCCGUACCUGGCCGACCUCGACCACUCGGACUAUUUGAUUCAACAGUAUUAUGAUAUUCUAGAGGUGUGCAACAUUACGCAUAUGCCGGACCUACUCGUGCGGGAGCUUCCCGAUUACGACGACGCGCCGGGAUUUCUGCAUGGGUUGCCUAUUAAUGGAAGCAGCACUGUGCUGCCGUUGUCGAGCGAUGGAGGCCGGCUCGCCAACGGCACGUGUCCGAGUAGGACACUCACGUACGCCCAGCUCGUCCAAGUGGCCCACAGCAGGACGGAUUUUGACGACGACCCGUGCAGCGCCCUCGCAGCCACGUUUCACGUGGCCACAGGCGACUUGUACGAGGCCUUUGGUGAUUUUGACUGCGAUGUCUCGUCGCCCAACGCCACCAAUGCCACGUGGUGCAUCCCGUCGGCAUGCAGCGUGUACAAUGCCACGGGCCAAAGCUGCGAUGCUGUCGCGGCCGCGAGCAACAUCACCACGCAGCAACUCCUCCGGUACAAUCCCCAUCUGCAGGACACGUGCGACCAUCUGGAUACGCAGUUUCUGUGCGUCACGCCGCCCGGCGGGGCCUAUUUGCCGCCGCCGAGCAACAUCAGCUCGAGCAGCGGCGGCGGGCAGCAGCGGGGGGGAUACGCGGGUGGUGGUGGUGGUGGUGGCAGUGAUACGACCGUCAAAGCCAAUCCGGAAGUUACAGUGUUGCCCGGUGGCGCUCCGCCGGUGCCCACACAGCCCGGAAUCGUGGACGACUGUGUACGUUACAGCAAUACGUCGGCCGGUGACGGCUGCGAGGAGUUUGCCGCGGCGCACAAAAUUACGCCGGCCGAGCUGUACGGCUGGAACACGGUCCUCGGCGCCGGCGGGUCAAACUGCUCGACCGCGUUCUGGGUGGGUUAUUACUACUGCAUCGGUGUCUCGCCGUCCCAGAGGGCUACCGCGAUCUCUUCCCAGCCGGUCACCGCCACAGCCUCGAAGACGGCUUCGCCGACUAUGCCGCCUCCCUCCCCCACCCAGGACGGCAUCGCGACCACCUGUGAUACGUACGCCCAGGCCAAUGCGGGCGAUAGCUGCAGCGCGUUUGCUACGAUACAUAAGAUUUCGCCGGCCGAUCUUUUCAAGUGGAACACGGUGCUCGGCGCUGGUGGGGCUGACUGCCCGACCGAGUUAUGGGCCGGCUACUACUACUGCGUGCAUGCUUUGUAA